AUGGCUCGACUUUCCCCGUACACGAGAAAGCACAAGGUGACCGUUGUCGGGUCCGGGAACUGGGGCUCCUCAAUCUCCAAGAUGGUCGCCGAGAACGUCGCUGCAAACCCGGACCUUUUUGAACCAAUUGUCAACAUGUGGGUGUACGAAGAACAAGUCGAAAUUCCCAAGAGCUCGAGGCAUUAUAACCCGUCCUCUCCCCUCUGUAGCGGCCCUCAACGCCUGACGGAGGUCAUCAACCAGCUCCGCGAAAAUGUCAAAUACCUGCCAAAUAUCACUCUGCCCGAAAAUUUGCGUGCAAACCCUUCGCUGGAGGACUCUGUCAAGGAUUCCAGCAUUCUGGUUUUCAACUUGCCCCAUCAGUUCAUUGUGGGAAUCUGCCAAAAGCUAAAAGGGCAUAUCCUACCCUUUGCAAGGGCAAUCUCGUGUAUUAAAGGUGUCAGUGUCACAGACCAGGGUAUCAGCUUGUUUUCAGAGGUCAUCGGCAGGGAGCUCGGUAUCUAUUGCGGAGCAUUGUCCGGUGCGAACAUUGCCAGCGAGAUCGCCAAGGGACUCUACUCGGAAACAACAAUCGCAUACGACCCACCUCACUACGACUCCAAAGCCCCGACGCCGCAAAAUAUGUCGCCUGCCUCCUCGGCCGUGAACGUCAACGAAAUAGCCCAUUUUCAACAUAAAGACUCCUCCGGAAGCUACUCGGCGGUGAAACUUAGGCCCAUGCCGGCGGAAUAUCCUCCCGUUGACCAAGCCCUUAUUAAGACUUUGUUCCAUCGCCCAUACUUCCACGUCCGUGUUGUGGAUGAUGUUGCAGGCGUAUCUCUUGGGGGGGCUUUGAAAAACAUCGUGGCUUUGGCAACUGGGUUUGUUGAUGGUAAAGGCUGGGGAGACAACGCAAAAGCCGCGAUUAUGCGGGUUGGGCUGUUGGAAAUGGUAAAAUUCGGUAAACGGUUUUUCGGCGAGACGGUGAACCCUCAGACGUUUACUGAAGAGAGUUGUGGUGUUGCCGACCUAAUCACCAGUUGCAACGGUGGUCGCAACCACCGUUGCGCCAAGCUGGCAGUUGAGCGCGGGCUGACGGUUGAGGAGGUUGAGAAGACUGAGCUCAACGGGCAGAUGCUGCAAGGCACACUCAGUGCCCGGGAGGUAAACGCGUUUCUGAAGAAGCAAGGGCUAGAGAACGAGUUCCCCCUUUUUACAGCAGUCUACGGCAUCCUUGCGGGCACUGUCAAGGUCGAAGAUAUCCCAGCACUGAUUGAACGGUAA
Molecule: messenger RNA, 1263 nt
Organism: Uncinocarpus reesii 1704
Lineage: Eukaryota; Fungi; Ascomycota; Eurotiomycetes; Onygenales; Onygenaceae
Product: glycerol-3-phosphate dehydrogenase (NAD+)
Exons: 3
Coding region: 1-1263 (420 amino acids)
Biological process (GO): glycerol-3-phosphate catabolic process; carbohydrate metabolic process
Cellular component (GO): cytosol; glycerol-3-phosphate dehydrogenase (FAD) complex; nucleus
Molecular function (GO): glycerol-3-phosphate dehydrogenase [NAD(P)+] activity; NAD binding
Source: RefSeq, a predicted model, not a curated record